This is a messenger RNA of Drosophila biarmipes, 210 nucleotides long. RefSeq lists its product as uncharacterized. The record is from RefSeq and is a predicted model, not a curated record. NCBI's taxonomy places the organism in Eukaryota, Metazoa, Arthropoda, Insecta, Diptera, Drosophilidae.
AUGUCCAGCUGUCAAUCAUUUGCCCAGUUUCGUGGAAGUGGCCAUACAAUGCGAGUGCGCCAUGAUGUGCAUAGGUGUGAAGGUUGCCGCGGGCGAGCAGCUGCCACAUGCACGUCAACAUCGGGGCAUAAAAGGCUAAUGCCCCGGGAAAAGCGGAGGCCUCCGCGCCAUCGAAGUGCCCCGUGGGGAGACGGGGGCGGAGCAGCUUAG